UGGGUAGUGUGUGUUGGGUAGUGUGUGUGUGUGUUGGACAGUGUGUUGCUUGUGAACUGUGUAGUGAGUGUUGGGUUUAGCAGUGUGUUGAGUUAGUUAUUUUUGGAUACGCUAAUGUGGGUUGCCUUAGGUAUUUUGGGUUGAGUAGUGUGUUGGGUUAGGUCAGUUUAGUUUGGUUAAGUAUUGUGUGUUGGGUACGGUAUUUUGGGUUUAGUGUGUUGGGCCAGGUUCGUUUACUUGGGUUUAGUUAGUUUGGUUGAGUAGUGUGUGUUGGGUUUGCUUAUUUGGCUUGAAGUGUGUGUGGGUUUGUUGGGUUAAAUAGUGUGUUUGGUUAGGUUAUUUGUGUUGGUUAAGUAUAUUGGGUUGAGUAGUGUGUGUUGAGUUAGAUUAGUUAAUGGUUAGUGUGUUUGGGUUGGUUAUUUUAUUUUAGCAGUUUGUGUUGGGUUUGGUUAGUUGUGUUGAGUAGUGUCUUGGGUUUGGUUAGUUGGGUUGAGUAGUGCGUGUUGGGUUUGCUUAUUUGGCUUGAAGUGUGUGUGGGUUUGUUGGGUUAAAUAGUGUGUUUGGUUAGGUUAUUUGUGUUGGUUAAGUAUAUUGGGUUGAGUAGUGUGUGUUGAGUUAGAUUAGUUAAUGGUUAGUGUGUUUGGGUUGGUUAUUUUAUUUUAGCAGUGUGUGUUGGGUUUGGUUAGUUGUGUUGAGUAGUGUCUUGGGUUUGGUUAGUUGGGUUGAGUAGUGUCUUGAUCUGUGUAGUGUGUGUUGGGUAGUGUGUGUGUGUGUUGGGUUUGGUUAGUUGGGUUGAGGUGUGUGUGUGUGUGUGUGUGUGUGUGUGUGUGUUUGUGUUUGUGUGUGUUGGGUAGCAGGGCAAUGUCCUUUGUAAACAAAACACACCCAACCCCCCACUUCAGCAUUCCACCACCACUCCUGUAGCAGGAGACAGUAUCCGGUUCCCUCGUUCUCCUAGAGUUCUCACCGUUUACAUUAAAUUCUUGUUUUUCUUUAAUUGGCUUUGUGAAAUAUUUUAACAUAGAAGCUUAAUUUUAUAGAAGCUUAAUUUUAUUAAUCCACAACAAAACAUUCUGCAACUGUGGUGGAAAUACCUGUGACGAUUAAUAAAGACAAAUAUUAAGUUCUGAGUCGUGUCAGAUGAGUAACAAGUUUUUAUUAAUGCAGAUUAUUGAGAGUACAAUCAGUCAUGAAAUCAUCACGCUCUGAAAGUGCUCUGAGAGUAACAGUCUCUCAGAGCCAUUAUUUAUCCCCGCUCCGCUGUAUCCGGAACCGUAAACCAUAUAUGGACAUAGGGUUUCCGCUUGCAACGGCAUCCUUCAAAUCUCCCUUCUAUCCCAAGACAGAAACUUCUUCUGUUCCCAGACAGAGUUGUUAGGGUUGUUUCUCGUCAGAAAUGUCAGCAUAACCUCUUCACGUUCACAUCCUGGUGUUUACCCAAAAUGGUUAUCAGACAAGGUUUCUCUGCUAGCUAGCACGUACACAAAUGUUGGAAUGACCUAAAGAGUAACUCUGCAAAACGAGCUUAAUAUGAAGUGAAUUACCACUGUGAAUAUUAAGUGUGAUUAAGCACAUCUAAUAAAAUAACCAUGCAUACAAAUUAUCACAUCUAGUGAAAUGAACAUGCAUAAAAUGAUUACAUUUGUCAUAACAAGGUGGUUAUAAUCGUAAUAACAUGGUGAUAAUGAAAUUUCCCACGUCACAACUCAAUCAGGAAAAGAACUCUGCUUAUUGAUGAACUGGAGGUGUCCAUCCCUUGGGGCUUCCGCAUAUGGACUGCCAUAGUACCUGCUAAACCAGACUGAAGACUUUUGCACAGCAAAAGUAAUGACAAUACUUAAGCAGCAAGGAUUUUUUGGCUGCUGGAUUUUUGUUAAACAUGAGUUCAGAGGGAUUGCAACAAAACUUCAUCUGGUUUGUGCAAAACAAGUGCAAAGAGGUUGCCAAAGACUUUAAUAAGAGACUUUGUUGUGAGAAAUGUCGCUUCUCGACCAAGGACAUUGAGCUGUUUGAAAGGCAUGUGGCUAAUCAUGAGGAGGUCACCUUCACUUGCACUCUGUGCAACCACGUCUCAUACUCCCGAGUGGAGUCCCAGCGGCACAGUGUUACUCACAAAGGAGCUUUUCCCUAUCGGUGUAACUGGUGUCCGUAUGGAGCGGUUCGGAGGGACUACAUGGUCAAGCACAUUCAAAGGAUACAUGGGAAGCCUGCAAGUGGAAGCUUUACCACUAAUUUUGCUCUGCCUACUGCAAAGGGGGAACAUCUGGCCCAACAACAAACUGCUGAUCUGUGCCCUGCCACUUCACGAACAUUGACCGAACCUGUACAAAAUGUAAACUUGAGUCACACAGCGGGAAAUGUGUUCAGUGUCUUACCCAGUGCAAGUCAGCCUAGAACCACUGCACCCUAUCUUGUUGUCGGACCUGUGGAACAAACAACCAGUAACCAGACCCAUGUGAUCAGCAAUACAACUGCCCAGUCGGUUACCAGUGCAACCUGCAUCCUUCCUGUUACUAAGGCUGUGGGGACACCCUACAGUGUGGCCAGUACUAGUCACACUAUGAGCAAAGCUCAAACACAUGGCAUUAUUAAUCCACCAAACUUUGCAAAGAACGAAGUACUUUUCAGACUUGGUGGAAAAAUUUCAGCAGGAAUAGCCCCUACUCUUAGUGCGAUUCCCAGAGUUCACGUUAGUGUCCCUGCUGAUCGGACCAGUCAGCAAAAAGUGGGACCUACUGCAGAGAAGACGGUCAUUCAGUCAAAAACAGCCACAAACAAUCAGGUCAUAUGCCUCUCUGCAGACCAUUCCGUUCCGCAGAACACUUUUGUUCAAAGUCAAGCGGGACCUACUGCAGAGAAGACGGUCAUUCAGUCAAACACUUUCGCAAAUAGUCAGGUCAUCUGUCUGUCUGCGAAUCAUGGCAUUCAGCAAAAACCUAUGUUUCAAAGUCAAGUGGGUGCAACCAUGGAGAAGAUCAUCCUUCAGUCCAAAGCCGCUCCAAACAAUGUGAUCGAUUUAGAAGCUGGAAACAACACCCAUCUGAAGACGCUUCUCAACAACCCAGUGGCCUUGCUUGGGCAAAGGGAUCUUGAGGCCCGGAAUGUGCCAGCAAAUUUGCUAGCACAGAGGACAGCAAAUUCAGGAGUUGCACGAAAUAUUCCAGUGGCCCAUGCAGUACAAAGGUCUGCUCCAACUGGGCCAUAUCCCAGUUCACCAGUUGAGCGGUUCGGACAAGGUGCACCGUCUUUCACUAAUCGACGGAAAACCCGACCCAACAUCCUUGUGAAAACACAUCCCAACGUCCUCGUGAAACCUCCAGAGAAGCUCCCACCAAGUACCCAGUCCAAUAUGCAAGUGGAAAUGCUAUCAACUUUGAACCAGCCAAUUCAACACAACAAACCUUUGACAGUGUCAUGUCCUGAAGAGAUUACCAUCCCUGCCGGAUGCCUUGUUGAACUGGUGGAGGUGAAAAAUGGGGCUGGGGGUCGAGAACUGGAGCUCCGAGUAGUCCCACAGCAGCCGAGUGGACCUCAGCUGGGAGGUUCAAAGUGUACCACUGUAGACAGUAGCCGGCUGUCUUUCAAGUGUAAGGUUGCUACAGAUGAUCGUCAACAGAGAUCAAGCUCCCAGACUAAUAUCCUUCCUGAGCCUCGAUUCAAAGGAGUCCAUCGGAAGGAACCCUCCACAGUAACAGUGGAUUUAAAUGUCAAAGAUGAGCCUGAUGUAAUUGAGCAAGUAACCUGUUCCAAGAUAACUGUAACACCAACACCAGGACCUUUAAGUGGAAGGUUCCAUGGUGUAUCAAGGUCAGUGGCUUCAGAAUCCCAUAAAGUCACACAGCAGCCUUCAACUGGACAUAAAAAUACAGCAAAGGCUACAGACCUGGUAACUCAAGUACAACCGGUGCACAUUAGAGGACAUACCAUGCCUAAGAGUGCAGGCAAUAAGAAUGCUGCUGUUAAAGAUCUUGGUUGUAAUCCCAAUUCUUUACAAACAUCGAAACGCAACAAACAUGGAAAUGUGGAACCUAAUGGUCAAGGCUUUCCUGUAAUUUCAUCAGUUUUCUCAUUGUGCCCGAGCCCUAAUGCAGCUCCGACUGGCAUUCGGACCAAAGUAGGAGUCUUGGGUGAACCUGCUGUGGGGGUCCAGGCAUCAAGAGAUUCAGGGUCCAAGGGAAGUGUGGAAAAUUUCAAUAACUCAGUAGUCUGUAGAAAAGACUUGAAAACAGAAGAGGACACUAGACUGUUGACUGACAACAUCCAAAAACCUGGUCAGAAACUAAAGAAAAGGAAGGAAUGCGUAUUAGAAGAUACCAAGGUACCUGCAAAGUUUGACAAUGACAACAAAAGCUUUCAACCCUCCCUAAAUGUUCUGAAGAGUACGACUAUCCCAGAAGUAUGUGGUCCUUCAGCAGAUGCUCUACGGACAGCUGCUUUCCCUGAUCAACUAAAGGGGGAAAAACUAUUGAGUGAAAGCAUCUUUUCAACACCAUCCAGCUCUCUUUUGGAGAACAGUUUUCCUGAACAGAGAGAGGGUCAACUCACGUUAGCUAUGAAUCCUACUGUAGCUUUGCCCAGGAUUCCCAGUUUGGAUUUCUACUCACUUUUAGAAUCGGCAAAGAUCGUUCCAGAGAAAGCAGUCAGUGAGGAAAGCAUAACGGCAAGACCUGUUCUGUGCUGCACAUCAAACCAGCAAAAUAUGCAGGGGAGGGCCAUUAAGCUCAUUUUGAAGCGUAAACGAUCUGAAACCGAAAACAAGGAUUUGGGUCAAGACCAACAUCCCUUCCUUGCAAGCUUCCACAUACAACCUUCAUCUAAAAAACGUAAAAAAGAGAAGAAAAGGAAAAAGAAACACAAGUCAUCUAAGGCCACGUUAAAGAGACAUGAGGUUUUAGUAAAUGGCAAAGUUAGAAAACUGUGGUUAACCCCGCUGAAAGAGGACCAGCUGGUCAAAGGUCCUGCCCCAAACCAACCUGUGGUGGUUCUGAACCAUCCAAACCCUCUGUUUCAGGUGGACAAUGUCAGUGUUCAGGAUUAUGGCUGGGUAGCCUGUUCCCCCAGUCCCCAUACUCAGCCAGAAACCACUCCCGACAAACUUGUGAACCAGUGUCCCUCGCUCAAAAUGAAACUAAAGAAAGUGGAGGGACAGACAUACCAGGUAACAGAACUUGUCCUGAAAGGCGUCUCUGAAAGAACGAUUGCCUGAUCGAAUAAACAAGUAAAAGACUUGCAGUAUUCACCGGAUGCCAAGCUGUUAAACAAACUGUAAAUGUACUACUGUACAGCGCACUGCUCUAUAGUUCAAACGCUGCUUAAAGGGCAAGAACCCUAGAUGGAUCUGCUUGAUGGUUUCAAAAAUUUGUAUAUUUGUGUACAUGGAAACUUAAGGUAUAAGUUUUGUCCCAUGUUUUAUAUAAAGAAAAUUGUUUUGCAUACUUUUAACUUGCAUCUUUACAACCUGUCAAGGCACCUUUAUUAUCAGCAGUAUUCAACCGCUGUUUCCAAUAUUUCACUACAUUUCUAUCAUUUCUAUCACUACAGUAUCAGUAGAUUUUGUCAACUUUUGUGACCUUUGGUUUGGUGACCUACCUCAUGUCAUUUAUAUUCUAUAAAUGAAGUCUGAACAAGCGUUAUGUAUGAUAUAUAUAUUUUGAAAAGGUGUAAAUAUUUCAGUUAGGUAAAAAAACUGUUUUUGUAAUGUGCCAGCAUUAGUGUCAGCAGUACCAUUGAAUGUAGAGUGAUCUGCAUAAUGAUUACAUACUGCACCAGUUAAAGUCUUGUACACAGCCCUUUCCCAUUCAAAUGUUUUCUUUUGUAUUGUGCAAGAGUGCAAUACAUUAAUACAUAGAUUCCUCACAGUAGCAGCCUUAGCUUUGAUAACAUCUUUGUCCAAACUUGGCAUUCUCUCAGUUAGCAUCCUGCUGUAGAACCUGGAAAAGUUCCAGAGGUGCUGAGCUGCUGUUCCUUCACUGCACUCAAACCCAAAUACGUCAGUGUUUAUUCCUUAAUUUUAUUUUGGGCUUCAGUGUUUAGAGACAAUGUGGAAAUUAAUAAAAAUAAAGAAAAUCUAUUAAAUGAGAAGCUGUGUACAAACCUUCGACUGGUACUGAAUCUACGCUACUUCCAUAGUAUGUAAUUGAGACUGUAGAGUGACUACAUAACUGAACACUUUGAGAGAUGGUUUCGGCCCGGUUGGUUUGGGUAACAAUUCAGAAUAACAGAAAUCCUCCCAGUGUUUGGUUUAACUUGUUUGGAAAUUUACCAGUAUGUUUAGGAUAGCCUAGAGCUUUCCUGUCCAACCUGGAGACGUUUGGUUUACGUUCAUACAGCAGGCAAAGUGGCUCAAAUCUGACAUUGGUCUGGACAGUUCUCGUUCCUAAACUGACACUCAUCCUCUGAAGAUCAGAGCUUCCCAAGAAGUUUCGGUUUCAUCUUCCUUAUAAUCACAGGAGCUAUCGAGCAGUUCCAGUGUCUAUUCACGCCCACUUCUUUAGUUUGUAUCCUUGGUUUCUUUACUUUCUGCAGCACUAUAACAUUUACCCUCUUGCGAUCACAUUUGUGCUAAACACAGAUCGAUUGCAUAUUUGUGCCACUUUUACUUGUUUAUAAACGUAACCUCAAAUCACGUGAAAACGUAACUUGACCAAACCGUACCCUUGUCUGAGCUGAUGUCCCUCCAGUAAAUACAGGCAGGAAUGUGUUCUAUAUUGUGCUUUAAGUGCAUAUCGUACAUUUUAAGGCAAUAAAGUGUUGCAUCCAGUCGUGCAGAUGUUGCACUGAUUCCUGUACAGAUGUAAAUACAGUGCCAGCUAGCACAGUGUAAAUAUGUUGGUGUUACUUGUACGUUUUUGUACCUUAAAGCCCCGUGACUGAGGUUUGAGUGUUGAGUUCAGACUGUUUUUUUUUUUUUUUGUUCUUUUGUUCUUUGAGUGCCUUAAUGGAACAUUCCCUAUCUAUACUUUUGAAUUUUGGGAGAUUAGCAGAAGUCUAAAGAUGUCAAGCCUGUCCAUGCCCUCCCUGCCCAGAUUGUUCUUUUAAUGUAUUCUUGUUGUGUUAUUGCGCCCCCUAGAGCAAAGAAAGAUGCAUGGAAUCUACACUACUCGACUCAACUUUAUCCAUUAUUUUUUUUAGCUUUUCAUUUCCGUUACUUUUCUGUUUUUUGCUUAUUCAAGUUUGUUACCUGGUACCUGGAGCCAGGUACUUUUUUAAGAGCUGGGUAGGGACUAAAAUGUGAGUGCUGAUUGGCCAGAGAGAACCCCAACUUGUGUUGUUGCUCUGAAGAUGACAUAGUAACAAUUUUUUUUUAACAGAAGCAGUUCUAUUGUAAAACAUCAUCAGUGAAUGGGGUGUUGAACCCUGCACAACUUUAGGAGCAUAAUCUUAGCCAUGCUGUACUUUAAUCUGAUUGGUCAGAUCCAUUUCAUCGGUUUGCACUGUUACUGUGUCGUCACUCUGAAAAGGAUCUAGUACCAGUGUUCUGAAAUGUUAUCAGCUACGUUUUGGGACAAAUGAGUUUUAUCAGUGGUAAAUGUACCAGGUACCUGUAGUACCUGUAGAGUUGUGUAGUGUAGGUACCAUGCAAUGGAACAGCGCCACCUGUACAUGGGGUAUUAAACCAACAACGCUGUGAAAACAAGUUUGUUUUUUUAUAUAUAUGAAAUGGGAAAAUUUACAGUAUCAUGUUGGCAUAUCCUGACUAGUGUGCUAGCAUUAGCCUUUAACUGUAAAGUGCUAAAGUGGGAUUAGGCCUCAGUUUAGCCACUUCACUUAUUUAUACUAUAAAAACUGUUGUAUCAUUACACCCCUGAACCCCUUGAACCAUGUUAUUAUAUGACUGAAACUGGGCAGUGAUGUGACAGGUCAUUUACGUUGAUGCUAAAUUAUUUAAUUUGUUUAAAAUUAAGUUAUUUUAUAAACCAAGUCUUAAGUCUUAUUUCGGGUCUUAAUCAAAGGCCUGGCUCUGCUGAGGAGUUCUGAUUCAGAUGUUAAAUCCUUUAUUUUUUAUGGGAUGUUUCUUGUUUAUACAUUGUUUGUGUUGUGUUUAACAGCAGGCGUGUUCUUGUGUUCUGAUCUGCUUUAAUAAAAUAAGUUCUCUGAA
Molecule: messenger RNA, 8098 nt
Organism: Astyanax mexicanus (Mexican tetra)
Lineage: Eukaryota; Metazoa; Chordata; Actinopteri; Characiformes; Acestrorhamphidae
Exons: 2
Coding region: 1880-5206 (1108 amino acids)
Biological process (GO): regulation of transcription by RNA polymerase II
Cellular component (GO): nucleus
Molecular function (GO): DNA-binding transcription factor activity, RNA polymerase II-specific; RNA polymerase II transcription regulatory region sequence-specific DNA binding
Source: RefSeq, a predicted model, not a curated record